This is a messenger RNA of Silurus meridionalis, 5056 nucleotides long. RefSeq names its product neuroligin 1 (gene nlgn1). The coding region runs from base 844 to 3438 and encodes 864 amino acids. Lineage: Eukaryota; Metazoa; Chordata; Actinopteri; Siluriformes; Siluridae. Gene Ontology annotation, cellular component: cell surface; postsynaptic specialization membrane; synapse. Gene Ontology annotation, molecular function: signaling receptor activity; neurexin family protein binding. Gene Ontology annotation, biological process: postsynaptic membrane assembly; modulation of chemical synaptic transmission; synaptic vesicle endocytosis. The transcript is spliced from 8 exons. The record is from RefSeq and is a predicted model, not a curated record.
GGAAAGGGAAAGAAAGACGCCGCCGUUUCCUUCUAGAGUAAAACUUCAUGAGCUGAGCGCGUGCUUCUCCUCCGUUUCGGCUUUAUCACAGCAUCAGAACCGGAGUGACUCAGACCGGACGUCGACGCUGCGCGUGGGAAUCUCUAAUCUCGUCCUGGUCCUGCAAAGUGCACUGAUUUAAAUGAAAUUGGAAUUUUUAUUUAUUUAAUUUUUUUUUUUUUGCAAGGGUGUUGUUUCUUGUUCUUUUGUGUGUGUGUUCCAGCCUGUCGUGCACAAGAGCAUGCAGACUCUCUGAUGGUGCUGAUGCUUUUCUGGGAUCUGUACGCUUAAAAGCUCCUGCACUUCUCUGCCUCUCUUCUCUGAGUCACUGCAAAAAAAAAGCAUUAUAGGCUUUUUAUGUACUGUGGGCGAUUUUUUUUCCUUUUUUCUUCUUUUUUUUUUUUGGAAUUCGUGAUGCACCGUUUGAACACAGUUCCAUCACACUGAGGAUUUUUUGGGCUGAGUCGUGAAGCGAGUCUGAUUUUCCGAGGAUAUAGACCUGGAGCCUCGGCGGGCUUGAUUUAUCUGUCCACAACCGGUCGUGAAUGGCUAGCAUGGAGAACGGCUGCGUGGAUGGGACGUGACCUGCUGAACAGCGUGCGGUGAAGAUGUUGCCUUGCCACGCAUAGCAUCCAAUGAAGGAACCCUUGCCAUGCGAAGAACCACUGGACGUUUCAAGAGUCCUACGUUCCGAAGGUGCAACCUCCCGACUGUUUUGAGCGUAACCAGUCGAAGGAUAUAGUGGAUAUAAAACCAGUGUUGGAGCUUGUAUCACUGUGGGGAGGGGAGGGGAAUUAGUGAACUAUGCUUGGCCAGCUCGGUCAGCCCUGGAGUGCCAUGCAGUUACGGCUGGAUAUGGGUGCCAGCUUGGAGCUGCCCUCCCUGCUUUGGGUGCUGGCCGUGGCGCUACAGACUUGGAUGGGUGCUGCAGAGAAGCUGGACGAGUUGGACCCCGUGGUGACCACGACAUACGGCAAGCUGAGGGGCUUCAAGAAAGAACUCAACAACGAGAUCCUGGGGCCCGUGAUCCAGUUCCUGGGCGUGCCCUACGCAGCACCCCCUACCGGGGAGAGGCGAUUUCAGCCCCCCGAGCCGCCCUUGCCCUGGCACAACAUCCGCAACGCCACACACUUUGGCCCCGUGUGCCCCCAGAGUGUUGUGGAGGGCAGGCUACCUGAUGUCAUGUUGCCCGUUUGGUUCACCAACGGCCUGGAGGUGGUUUCGACCUAUGUGCAGGAGCAGAGCGAAGACUGCCUAUUUCUUAACAUUUACGUGCCCACAGAGGAUGUCAAAAGAAUAUCCAAGGAAUGUGCCAGGAAACCGGGCAAGAAAAUAUGUAGAAAAGGAGGUCCUCUUACAAAGAAACAGAAUGAUGAGUUAGGUGAUAAUGACGGUGCAGAGGAUGAAGACAUCCGUGAGAGUGGAAGUCCCAAACCGGUGAUGGUUUUCAUCCAUGGAGGAUCUUAUAUGGAAGGCACAGGAAAUAUGUUUGAUGGCAGCAUCUUGGCCAGUUAUGGCAAUGUCAUUGUCAUAACCUUGAACUACCGGCUUGGCGUGCUAGGUUUUUUGAGCACAGGAGACCAGGCGGCCAAAGGCAACUAUGGGCUCUUAGAUCAAAUCCAAGCCCUGCGAUGGACUAGUGAAAACAUCGCCUUCUUCGGUGGUGACCCUUUACGCAUUACAGUUUUCGGCUCUGGGGCCGGGGCGUCGUGCGUGAACCUGCUCACGCUGUCCCAUUACUCUGAAGGCAACCGCUGGAGCAAUUCAACCAAAGGGUUGUUUCAGAGAGCCAUAGCUCAGAGCGGGACAGCUCUGUCCAGUUGGGCAGUGAGCUUCCAACCAGCUAAAUAUGCUCGCAUGCUGGCACGGAAGGUGGGAUGCGACUAUCAUGACACAAUGGAACUGGUCGAGUGCCUGCAAAAGAAGGACUACAAGGAACUGGUGGAGCAGGACAUACAGCCAGCACGGUACCACAUUGCCUUCGGGCCGGUCAUCGACGGCGACGUGAUCCCGGACGACCCGCAAAUUCUCAUGGAGCAGGGCGAGUUCCUUAACUAUGACAUUAUGUUAGGUGUAAACCAGGGUGAGGGUCUUAAGUUUGUCGAGCUGGUGGUGGACGGAGAUAGUGGUGUGCAGGCAAAUGACUUUGAUUAUGCAGUGUCCAGCUUUGUGGACGACUUGUACGGAUACCCUGAGGGCAAAGAUGUGCUGCGCGAGACCAUCAAGUUCAUGUACACAGACUGGGCUGACCGGCACAAUCCAGAGACCCGCAGGAAAACACUGCUGGCGCUCUUCACUGACCACCAGUGGGUAGCGCCUGCUGUGGCCACGGCCGACUUGCAUUCCAGCUUCGGCUCGCCCACUUACUUUUACGCUUUCUACCACCACUGCCAGACGGAGCAGGUCCCCGCGUGGGCGGAUGCAGCUCAUGGAGACGAGAUUCCUUAUGUCUUCGGCCUGCCUAUGAUUGGACCCACCGAACUCUUUCCCUGCAACUUCUCCAAGAAUGACGUGAUGCUCAGUGCGGUGGUCAUGACAUACUGGACCAACUUUGCUAAGACUGGGGACCCCAACCAACCGGUGCCACAGGACACCAAGUUUAUUCACACCAAACCCAACCGCUUUGAGGAGGUGGCGUGGACGAGGUACAACCAGAAGGAGCAGCUGUAUCUGCACAUCGGCUUGAAACCCCGCGUCAAGGAACACUACAGGGCCAACAAGGUCAACCUGUGGCUCGAGCUUGUUCCGCACUUGCACACCCUCAACGAGGUCACACAGGGAGUCUCAUCCACCAGCACCACCACUAAGGUGCCUGCGCCAGACGAGACCCCACGGACUCCCAAAAAGAUGCCGGCCAACACCAAGAGGCCCUUCCCUACCCCGUUCCCCACCGAGACACAGGACGGAAACCCAAACCAGAACCACAACCAGCCGUUCCUGGUGGAGCAGCGUGACUACUCUACUGAGCUGAGUGUCACCAUCGCCGUUGGAGCUUCUCUGCUCUUUCUCAACAUCCUAGCCUUUGCUGCACUCUACUACAAAAAGGAUAAGCGGCGGCAUGAUGGGCACAGGCGCGGAAGCCCUCAGCGCACCAACGCCACCAGUCAGCUUGCACCCGUCCCUGACGAGGAGCUUAUGUCUCUGCAGAUGAAGCGCGGCGAGCUGGAGCGUGAGUGUCCGCUCGUCCUGAGGAGCAGCUGUCCACCUGACUACACCUUAGCCAUGCGUCGGUCACCUGACGAUGUACCACUCAUGAGCGCCAACACCAUCACCGUCUUGCCCAGCACCAUCCCGAGCGCCCUCGGACCACUGCAUCCGUUCAACAGCUACGCAGGAGUGCAGCACAACAACACACUGCCCCACCCACACCCCCAUUCGCACUCCACGACCAGAGUAUAGCCACACACAUGCACACACACAUAUUCGCAAAGGAUUUGGGUACUGGUGAAGCAUAUCAGUGCUAAUACAUUUUUGCAGAACAUGGAAUAAACCAUGGAAUUUCUUUUGUCUCCAUUCGGAGGAAAAAGAUCGUUUUAUAUUAGAAAUAUGAAAUGAAGAGAUCAUCGCGGAACAAUUUCAGAUUUAAUGAAAUACAACAAACACAGAUUUUUUUUUUUUUAUCCUGGUAAAAGGGACAAAGGAAGCCAGGCCUAUUUCUUGACCUAGAAAUAUCACUACAGGUUGGCUUGAAAGAGUUACAGAGGCUGUGGCUAGAGGGUGUGUGGGAGGCCCUGUGUAAAUCAAAGAAAAUUUGAUGUUUCUAGAGGCACUCGAUUGUUGAGUACUCUCUGGAGCAAACAGGAGAUGCUGCUUACUUACUUUAGGCAAGUGCUCUCCUUUAGAUGGAAUCAUUGUAAGAUAUGGAAUAGAACAUAAUUGGAAAAAGAUGGUUGGAACUUCUCAAGAAUAUGCACAAUGUCUUGAAAUCUUUUUUUUUUUUUUUGGUCAAUUUUUUUUGGGGAACACUUUUAUUGUAUAGAAUCUAUUUACAUAUCUAGAUAUGUACGCAAAGCUGUUUAAGCUCUGACUCUGGGGCAUCAGUACUGGAGAAUCUGCCAGCAGUUCAUUAUAGCGGGGUGGGAGUGUCACCGGUUUUCUGGCAGAUAUAGCUUCAUCACACAAGUGCUGUCUGGAUGGAGGACAAAAAAGGGGAAGCUGGAUAUUUUUUAGCACGAAGCGCAUGACAUUUUAUCUGCUUGGUGGCUGUUCUGCUGAUUAAGUCUUUAUUAAAAAAAAAAAUCUCCCACUGGAUCUGUUUGAGGAUAUACUGCUCCGAUUGGCUCACAGUUCCAACAAAAUCGGAAAUACGUUGGCGCCGGACAAAGGCGACAGUUCCCAAAAGAAGGUGGGGAAAUUUAAAAGGGGUGGGCAGGGAUAUGCUACAUAGAGUGCAUUCACAAAUAGCUUGAGUGAACGUGGUUAUAAGGACUAGUUUUGUACAAUGUGUCUUGGUAAAACUUUUUAAUAGUGGUGAGUCAGUUGCUGUUUGAGAUCCCAUUUGUGGGAUAAUCAUAGUGUUUUUUAUUUUCUUUUAUUUCUUCUUCUUUAAUUUGCUUGUUUGGGCUUGCUGUAUUCCAUUCCUUUUAUUUAUUUAUUUUAUUUUUAUAAACUUUUACCACUUUUAUCCACUUUUACCUUAGAAAAUAAUCCUCAUCAUGUAGCACAUUUCUCUGACACACUUAUCAGGAAUUCUCCAUAAACAGAAGCCCCAAUAAAUUAAGUUGCCAGGAAUCGUUCUACAUAAUGUUUUAUAUUGAAUGAGAUUGACUGCAUUGAGUUUUUUGUUUUGUUUUGUUUGUUUUUGCUCAUCCCCAUUUAUCGAGAUGGACCCCCAUAGCCCUACAAUGAAUGUUUCUAAAUUUCUCCCUGUUACUGAGAGGCUUUGCUGACAGUAUAGAUUUGAAGGCCCUCUCAUCUUCUUUUCUCCUGCAUCUGAUCACAGCAGGUGGCGAGAUGGCGUCGGGAAAAAACCAGAUGAAUAAAUAAGUACAUUAAUAAAUAAAUAAAUAAAUAAAUA